Molecule: messenger RNA, 813 nt
Organism: Owenia fusiformis
Lineage: Eukaryota; Metazoa; Annelida; Polychaeta; Sabellida; Oweniidae
Source: the annotation of a GenBank genome assembly
GGUUUACUGGUGCCCAUAGAUGAAGCGAAUGACACAAGGACAGAUGGACCAAAUGAACAAAACAACAUGGGGACACAAGGACAGAUGGAUCGAAUGACACAAGGACAGGUGGACCAAAUGAACAAAACAACAUGGGGACACAAGGACAGAUGGAUCGAAUGACACAAGGACAGGUGGACCAAAUGAACAAAACAACAUGGGGACACAAGGACAGAUGGAUCGAAUGACACAAGGACAGGUGGACCAAAUGAACCUAACAGAAUGGGGACAGACAGACAGAUUGACACAAGGACAGAUGGACUGAAUGAUAAUGGGACAGAUUGAGAGAGUGACACAAAUGGACCGAAUGAACAAAACAGCAUAGGGACUAAUGGGAAGAAUGACAUGGGUACAGUUCGAGAGAACAACAUAGGGUCAGGCGAAGAGAAUGACAUUGAGACAGAUGCACAAAUGAACAUUGGAAGGGGAGGACAGAAUGACAUGGGAGAAGAUGGCCAAAGUUAUACUGGGCCAGUAAUACAGAACAACAGGGGUACAGCAGAACAGAACAACAUGGAGAUAGACAAAGUGAAUGAGUUGGAGACAGAUGGACAGAACAAAAAGCAGAAUGAGAUCUCAAAUUUGAGAACAAACACACGAAUUAAACGGGAAUACACCAUUUAUGGGAGUUCAGACACACAGUGGUAUGAAGGCACAAUAACCACACGGAAAAAGAAGUGCAUAAUUGGAUUGGAUAAUGGUGACGAGACAUCAAUGACCCUCAAACACGCAAAUUAUUGCCUAAAGCAAAAUAAUUUGGUUAUAAUAGACUGA